AAAGCACUAGCGCACCGCGCCGCUUCCCGGCCGACAGGAAGUCAGCGUAGAGCGCCGCGCGAAGUUCUGGCGUCACUUCCGCGCGACUUUCCGAGGAGGUCAUGGCGGCUCUGUGCGGUGUCCGCUGGCUGACCCGAGCGCUGGUCGCCACCCCGAACCCUGGUCCAUGGAGGAGUCUGUGUACCUCCACGGUGGCGCAAGCCGCCUCGCGGAGCCAAGCGGAGGACGUGAAGGUGGAGGGCGCGUUCCCUGUGACCAUGCUGCCGGGAGACGGCGUGGGCCCAGAGCUGAUGCACGCUGUCAAGGAGGUGUUCAAGGCUGCCUCUGUCCCAGUGGAGUUCCAGGAGCAUCACCUGAGUGAGGUGCAGAAUAUGGCAUCCGAGGAAAAGCUGGAGCAGGUGCUGAGUUCUAUGAAGGACAACAAGGUGGCCAUCAUUGGAAAGAUCCAUACCCCAAUGGAGUACAAAGGGGAACUAGCCUCAUAUGAUAUGCGUCUGAGGCGUAAAUUGGAUUUGUUUGCCAAUGUUGUCCAUGUGAAGUCACUUCCUGGCUACAUGACUAGACACAAUAAUCUAGAUCUGGUGAUCAUUCGAGAGCAGACAGAAGGCGAGUAUAGUUCUCUGGAACACGAGAGUGCAAGGGGCGUGAUUGAGUGCUUGAAGAUUGUCACUCGAACCAAAUCUCAGCGGAUUGCUAAAUUUGCCUUUGACUAUGCCACUAAGAAGGGACGGGGCAAGGUUACAGCUGUCCACAAGGCCAACAUCAUGAAACUUGGGGAUGGGUUGUUCCUACAGUGCUGUGAGGAAGUUGCUGAACUGUACCCCAAAAUCAAGUUUGAGACAAUGAUUAUAGACAACUGCUGCAUGCAGCUGGUGCAGAAUCCUUACCAAUUUGAUGUGCUUGUGAUGCCUAAUCUCUAUGGCAACAUUAUUGACAACCUGGCUGCUGGGCUGGUUGGAGGAGCUGGUGUAGUGCCUGGCGAGAGCUACAGUGCUGAGUAUGCAGUCUUUGAGACGGGCGCAAGGCACCCAUUUGCCCAGGCAGUGGGCAGGAAUAUAGCCAACCCCACAGCCAUGCUACUGUCAGCUUCCAAUAUGCUGCGGCAUCUUAAUCUUGAGUACCACUCCAAUAUGAUAGCAGAUGCUGUGAAGAAGGUGAUCAAAGUCGGCAAGGUACGGACUCGAGACAUGGGCGGCUACAGCACCACAACCGACUUCAUCAAGUCUGUCAUCGGCCACCUGCACCCUCAUGGGGGCUAGAGCCCUUUAUUCCUUUCAACCUAACAAGGACCAUACUACCUACACAUCCCUUCAGUACAGUGGACCAACCAGAAGAGCCCUUAAAACCAAUAGACCAAUUACAUCAUCUCCUGGGCAGAGCCUAGGUUGUCCUGGGGCUGGCUUCCUUAAGGGGACUGGAUUACUGGAGGGUGGGGAGGGCAUUAGGGAUAGUGCCUAGGCCACACUGACAGGGAUGAUGACAAUUCUCCCCCACAGGUCCGAACUUCAGACAUGGGUGGUUAUGCCACCUGCCACGACUUCACUGAGGCUGUCAUUGCUGCCCUAUCCCACCCUUAACCCCCACCCACAUCAGUACAGGUGUUAAAUAAAAAUAAAAACAUUUAAUU
Erinaceus europaeus (western European hedgehog) is the source of this 1627-nucleotide messenger RNA. RefSeq names its product isocitrate dehydrogenase (NAD(+)) 3 non-catalytic subunit beta (gene IDH3B). The transcript is spliced from 12 exons. Gene Ontology annotation, molecular function: oxidoreductase activity, acting on the CH-OH group of donors, NAD or NADP as acceptor; NAD binding; magnesium ion binding. Bases 102 to 1259 code for a protein of 385 amino acids. NCBI's taxonomy places the organism in Eukaryota, Metazoa, Chordata, Mammalia, Eulipotyphla, Erinaceidae. Gene Ontology annotation, biological process: isocitrate metabolic process; tricarboxylic acid cycle. Gene Ontology annotation, cellular component: mitochondrion. The record is from RefSeq and is a predicted model, not a curated record.